Messenger RNA from Anoplophora glabripennis (Asian longhorned beetle), 1140 nucleotides. RefSeq names its product vicilin-like seed storage protein At2g18540. The annotation marks the transcript as partial. The transcript has a single exon. The record is from RefSeq and is a predicted model, not a curated record. Lineage: Eukaryota; Metazoa; Arthropoda; Insecta; Coleoptera; Cerambycidae.
AUGUUCCAAAAAGCCGAUUUACAAAGACAAAAAGAAAAAGAAGAAGCAAUACUGCAAAGGCAGAAGGAAAAAGAAGAAGCUGAAAUGCAAAGGCAAAAAGAUAAAGAAGAAGCAGAACUACAAAGAAAGAAGGAAAAAGAAGAAGCUGAAAUGCAAAGGCAAAAAGAUAAAGAAGAAGCAGAACUACAAAGAAAGAAGGAAAAAGAAGAAGCUGAAAUGCAAAGGCAAAAAGAUAAAGAAGAAGCAGAACUACAAAGAAAGAAGGAAAAAGAAGAAGCUGAAAUGCAAAGGAAAAUUUUAAGAAUAGAAAUAGCUGAAGAUAUUGCAAAAGCAAUAGAACGAGUAGAAAAAAGAUUGGAUGAAGUUCAACAUCAAUGUAACAUCGAACACAAGAAAUUAGAAGAAGAAAUUGAUGGAAAAAUAAAUAAAGUAGAAGAAAAGCUGGUUAAAGAAGUAAAAGAAAACAUCAAGGAAUGUUUAAUAAAAAUACAAGAGUGGAUUGAUGGUUACAAAAACAUGGAAAAAAAGAUGCAACAAAAAGAAAUAGUACUAAAUUGUGAGAUGGAAGACAUGAAAGGAAAAAUCAAGAACAAUCAAGAAAAAAUUCAAGAAAUUGAAGAAAAUAUACAAGGAAGAGACAGGAAUGGAAUUAAUGAAGAACAGCAUAACCAAAUAUUAACCUUAAGAGAAGAAUUGAACAAAGAAAUUAAAAUGUUGAAAACCAAACAAGCCGAACAGCAACAAUUAGAAAUUAGAUAUGUUACAUGUGAUAAAAGUGCACCGACAGUGAAAUUUAAUGGUAAAAUUAGUGUAAUACAUCCCAUGGUAUUUAUAAAAAGUAUUAAAAACAAGUGCAAAAUCAUUCAUGACAGUGAGGAAUUAAAACAAGUGAUAAGAGAAAAUUUAGAAGGGGAGGCAAAUGUAUGGUUUACAGGAAAAGAAAGUGACAUAGAGAAUAUUAAAGAAUUUGAGCAACAGUUUUUAAAUCAAUAUUGGGGAAAUUUUAAUCAGAAUAUGAUUAGAGAAAGAUUAUAUUUUGGAAAAUACAAUGAUAAAAUGUCCAACACCAUGACAAACUAUGCAUUAAGAUUAUAUGCAAAUGCAAAAUAUUUAACACCUCAACUAAAUGAAAAUGAAAUU